CAUGACCAUCGCGUCAGCGCAAUGAAGCCAAGCCAACCAUUCCCUCAAAUAUGAUGCAGAUUAGGAGGGUGAGAGACACCUUCUUCAAUCCCGGCCCAACCUUCUUCGACUUCACAAUAUGCCUCGGAAACUCCCAUGGGCGACCGGUGGAGGCAACACCAAAACCCAUGUGAAAUCGGCACCUGUAAAAAGAGCACGAAUAGACCCAGAUUCAGAUGAUGAUUUCUUCUCGGGAACAGUUCUUGAGUCCUCUAGAAAGGGCAAGCGGGGCAUAGGAUCACCUACAUCCCAUAAUGAGUUUGAUGAACUUCCAGUUACUCCCACAACACCAUCUCGUAAGAGUCUUGGGAAGCAAAGAGCCGAACGUGUACCAUCAAGCUCACCUCCAGCUGCAGUGUCCGACCUGCCACCACCUAAGAUAGAAUACAUGCGGGAAGGCGUGAACAGAUUUGAACUUAGAGAUGAUGAGUGGAUGAUGGUCGAGGACGAACUCCUUCAAACGGCGAAGCGGUUCACCCAGCACCUGCAUCUGGCCGAAUAUGAGCGCUUGAAGGAGCGUAUACAGACCAAGAAAGAGGUAGUUCGACCGGUAGUCCCAAGCGCAAAGCCCUCAGACGAACGAAAGUUUCAGAUGCGGGCCGAGAAUCAGGCUAAGGCGCAGAUGAAGGCAUUGAAAGACAUACAAGAUGAUAAACAUCUCUUGAAGCCAUCAUCGUCCAGGCUUGGCCCUACCCCUGGAUUGACGGGAUCCGGCAGCUCCAGUAAAAGACGCUCGUCAGAAACGUCAGACAGCGAAGACCUGGACGCACCCAUAAGGCCUGCUCCGCCUUCACGGGCUACGAGUUCAACGCCCUUCGCUAAGCCUGCGCUUCCUGCUGCAUCACUAUCUGCAGCCACCAGAUCGUCGCGUCCGAGCACUUCGGAACCUCCGGGAAAGGUGACUGAUCGUUCCUCAUUCCCUGGGAGUCGUGAGCCCUCAUCCUCAAUACGGUCCUCAUUUUCUGCCAAACUUGCUACCCAAACCUCUCUCCGCUCCUCGCCGCCCACCAGGUCCGUGACCCGAACUUCAGGACCCUCACAAACGACACGAACACGACCAUCAGCCCGGCUGGCACGAUCUUUUAAUAUCUUUGACGAUGACGACGAUUUCUUGAAACCUUCUCCACUUCCAAAGGAGCAUGCCGAACGGCUUGCGAAGAGGAAGGCCGAGAAAGAGAAAGAGGAGGAGGCGAAGAGGAAGAAGACCAUUGCACUCAAUGAUAUCCCGACGUUUUUGUUCUGAUACCAGCUUGUUUUCCCAGGUUGGAUUCCAUGCUAGGAUUGGAGACUAUUGUGUAACCUAUGCCUUAGUAGGCUUGGUGACGGCCUAUGACUCGAUGAUACCAGAUGCACAGCGCCAAAGGCUCGGUAUUUGGACUUGAUAUACAUAAUAAUACAUUUCACACAUUUCAUCCAUGCAU
Messenger RNA from Westerdykella ornata, 1460 nucleotides. RefSeq lists its product as uncharacterized. The transcript has 3 exons. NCBI's taxonomy places the organism in Eukaryota, Fungi, Ascomycota, Dothideomycetes, Pleosporales, Sporormiaceae. The record is from RefSeq and is a predicted model, not a curated record. The coding region runs from base 119 to 1282 and encodes 387 amino acids.